Messenger RNA from Nicrophorus vespilloides, 270 nucleotides. RefSeq names its product peritrophin-1-like. Lineage: Eukaryota; Metazoa; Arthropoda; Insecta; Coleoptera; Silphidae. Gene Ontology annotation, molecular function: chitin binding. The record is from RefSeq and is a predicted model, not a curated record. Gene Ontology annotation, cellular component: extracellular region.
CCAAUCGGUGCGACGCUCAAGACUCUCCGGGACCGUUUUUUUUCGAUCAAAAGAGCUGGUAACUCUCUUCCAUCGGCCAGUCAGCGACAGCGCCAGCAAACGCGCACCGAAAACAACAUCGCAGCAAAACUUAAUUUUUUUGUUUCAUCAAAGUUUUCCGAAUUAGAAGAAAAAAAAAACAACAAAACUUUGACUGACAUAUUUUUCUGAUCAUCAUGGACAGUGAGCUUAAGUGUUUUUGGAUGGCUUUUGCCUUCGCCUGUAUCUUAG